Durio zibethinus is the source of this 716-nucleotide messenger RNA. RefSeq names its product transcriptional regulator SUPERMAN-like. Lineage: Eukaryota; Viridiplantae; Streptophyta; Magnoliopsida; Malvales; Malvaceae. The record is from RefSeq and is a predicted model, not a curated record.
UCUAGUUGACUCUGUUUGCUCUGGCUCUCCUCCAUCUUUUCAUCUCUUUCUUUCAAGCUUAGAAAUGGAGACAAAGCACCCAAAACUAGAAAAGUCUGACCAAAUAGUUUGGAGCUUAGAAGACGAGCAUUCAGGCCAUGCCAAAUCUUAUACAUGUUCUUUUUGCAAAAAAGGCUUCUCAAAUGCACAAGCGCUAGGGGGUCACAUGAACAUCCACAGAAAAGACAGGGCAAAGCUUAGAGAAUCGUCCAAAGAAAACGUACUUCCUUUGUACAUGGUAAAGACGGUUAAUGUUCCACCUGAUCAUCACGAUCAUUCCCAGGUUUCCGAAAUCAUACUACAAUCUAGUGAAGAAAAAAUUUCGAGUCCCAAAAGACCAUGUAACCUUUCCAGGGAUGGUGAUGGUUCCACUGCCAGUGCCAGUCCUAGCGGCAAACAUGCUUUUGAAGAACUUCAGCAGCUACCCUUAUUCGUUGAGGGGACUUGCGGCGAGAAUGAAGAGGAUAAUUUGCGGUUGAUUCAUGGUUCCUCAUCUCAGAUAGAAUUGGAUCUUGAGCUACGGUUAGGGCCCGAGCCUUAUCUGGAUCAGCCAAGUAGUAAGAAUACCAGAGAGUUCUUUUGAAUUUAUACGAGUGCAGGUGAUGCUUGACAUCCAAAUUUUAACUUUCUCUCUUAUGAUUUCUGCGAUUGAGAAAUAGUACUUUACCAACUAUCAA